This is a messenger RNA of Amorphotheca resinae ATCC 22711, 2063 nucleotides long. RefSeq lists its product as hypothetical. The record is from RefSeq and is a predicted model, not a curated record. Gene Ontology annotation, biological process: vacuole inheritance; nucleus-vacuole junction assembly. Bases 315 to 1994 code for a protein of 559 amino acids. Gene Ontology annotation, molecular function: protein-membrane adaptor activity; protein binding. Gene Ontology annotation, cellular component: fungal-type vacuole membrane. The transcript is spliced from 7 exons. NCBI's taxonomy places the organism in Eukaryota, Fungi, Ascomycota, Leotiomycetes, Helotiales, Amorphothecaceae.
AGGUAGGUAUCUCGGAAACUAGCCCAGGCAAGCUCCAAGGGAUCUUCGACCCUACAACUUCAACCACCAACCUCAUCACCAACCUUCGACUUCAGUCUUUUUCGCGUCCCUCCGUCUCGAAUGCCCCUCGAGCCUCGACGUAAUCCCGUCUCCGGUCCUUGCCCGCCUUGUGACUUUCUCCACCUCUGCGUGUAGCAAGUCGAAUCCGCUUUGUUCAGCUGUCGCUUCACGUUCCUGCAGAACACUCAGGUUCGCGAGUAGGUAGAAUCAUCUACCCAAUCCCCCCCCCGUCCUGCGGGGCCGAGUAUCUGGAGAUGGGUGUCUGUGGUUCUUCGUGCUGUGGAGGCAAAGCUCGCGAUGGCUUGUACGAACCUGUCUUGGCUGAGAGCGAGAGAGAAGCCGUGGCAGACCUUCUCCAGUAUCUCGAAAAUCGAGGCGAGACCGACUUCUUCUCUGGCGAACCCUUACGAGCCUUGAGUACUCUGGUGUUCUCUGAUAAUGUCGACCUUCAACGCAGCGCCAGCUUGACAUUCGCCGAGAUUACGGAACGAGAUGUCCGCGAAGUCGACCGUAAUACUCUCGAGCCCAUUCUAUUCCUUUUACAAAGCCCAGAUAUUGAAGUACAGCGGGCAGCCAGUGCCGCAUUGGGGAAUCUCGCAGUCAACACGGAAAACAAGGUACUUAUCGUACAGCUUGGUGGUCUCACACCCCUCAUCCGCCAAAUGAUGUCGCCAAAUGUCGAAGUACAGUGCAAUGCGGUUGGUUGCAUCACGAACCUGGCAACACACGAAGACAACAAAGCAAAAAUAGCUAGAUCAGGAGCUUUAGGGCCGUUGACUAGGUUAGCAAAGUCGAAGGACAUGCGAGUGCAAAGAAAUGCGACAGGUGCUUUGUUGAAUAUGACGCACUCUGAUGAGAACCGACAGCAACUGGUAAAUGCAGGCGCUAUACCGGUCCUCGUGCAACUCCUCUCGUCCUCUGAUGUGGACGUACAAUAUUACUGCACAACUGCCUUGAGCAACAUUGCUGUCGAUGCCAGCAAUCGAAAGAAACUUGCUCAAAAUGAAAAUAGACUCAUUCAAUCCUUGGUCAACCUUAUGGACUCGUCAUCACCAAAAGUCCAAUGCCAAGCAGCGUUGGCUUUACGAAAUCUUGCAUCAGACGAAAAGUACCAGCUGGAAAUAGUACGUGCAAAAGGCCUAGCUCCAUUACUACGACUAUUACAAUCCUCAUACCUGCCUCUCAUACUUUCCGCUGUCGCUUGUAUACGCAAUAUUUCAAUCCAUCCCCUGAACGAAUCUCCUAUCAUCGAAGCCGGCUUCCUGAAACCGUUGGUAGAUCUGUUAGGAUCUACAGACAACGAAGAGAUCCAAUGUCACGCUAUUUCUACUCUUCGGAAUCUGGCAGCAAGCUCUGAUCGAAACAAGGCCCUCGUUUUGGAGGCAGGUGCCGUCCAAAAAUGCAAACAAUUAGUCCUUGAUGUUCCGUUGAGCGUUCAAUCCGAGAUGACGGCCGCUAUUGCUGUACUAGCUUUGAGUGACGAGCUCAAGACUCAUCUGCUAAACCUUGGUGUAUUCGAUGUCCUUAUACCCUUAACAGACUCCCAAAGUAUCGAAGUACAGGGGAAUAGUGCUGCCGCUCUGGGUAAUCUCUCGUCAAAAGUUGGUGACUACUCGAUCUUUAUCCAAGACUGGACGGAGCCGAAUGGAGGUAUUCAUGGUUACUUGAAACGUUUCCUUGCAAGUGGAGAUGCUACAUUUCAGCACAUCGCUAUCUGGACCCUUCUUCAACUAUUGGAGUCUGAAGAUAAAAAGCUGAUCAACCUGAUCGGCAAAUCAGAGGAGAUAGUGCAGAUGAUUAAAACCAUUGCAGACAAGCAGAUCGAAUCCGACGACGAGGGAGAAGAAGAUGGUGAAGGAGAGGUGGUUCAACUUGCCCAACGGUCUCUUCAACUUCUUGGGCAGGGUGGGAAGCCCUCUCAUAUUGAAGGCUAGGCCAGAAUAGUCGAUUUAGAGUUUUGCUUUGUCUUGCAUCUGGUAUUGGGACGGCGAGGUGUUGGGCGU